AUGCACUUUUCACACCUCGCAAUCAUCACUGCGCUGGCGGCCGGUCUCGCAGCUGCUGCCCCUGCUAUUAUCCCUGGCCACGCCGAAGGUCUCAGUGCUCAGAACAGAAUGGUUGCCGGAGACGACAUAAUCACAGUCGGCCUCACCACCUCCAAGGACAAUGACAAAACCUACCAAGUCACCAUCAAGACACAGCACGAAUGCUGCUUGAAGGGUCAUCCAGCAGGCUUUUUCAAGUGCUACAAGAGCAAUAAGUGGACUGAGUAA
Messenger RNA from Aspergillus mulundensis, 267 nucleotides. RefSeq lists its product as uncharacterized. The record is from RefSeq and is a predicted model, not a curated record. Bases 1 to 267 code for a protein of 88 amino acids. Lineage: Eukaryota; Fungi; Ascomycota; Eurotiomycetes; Eurotiales; Aspergillaceae. The transcript has 2 exons.